This is a messenger RNA of Aureobasidium vineae, 831 nucleotides long. Lineage: Eukaryota; Fungi; Ascomycota; Dothideomycetes; Dothideales; Saccotheciaceae. The record is from the annotation of a GenBank genome assembly.
AUGCGUUUCGCCCCGGUCGUUUUGGCCCUGCCUGCCAUGGCAGCUGCCCAGCAGCAAGUUCCUCUUUUCGAGCAGGCCAAGGGCUGGUUCAAUAACUUCGUCGGCGCCGCUACCUCGAACGUCAACUCUGCCAGCUCGGCAGCAGCCUCGGCCGCAUCUGGCGUCCCCAAUCCCGUCCACGCCGCCGCUGGCCAGGUCGAGCAGCUUGCCGUUACCGACCUGACCAAGGAGAACUACAACCAGGUCCUGAAGCCUGGCGCCGCAACCGCCAGCCCCGGUAUUGAGGACUGGAUGAUUUACACCACUGGCGGCAACCGCACCUGCUUCGGCAUGUGUGCCCGCGCUGAUGUCGAGUGGUCCAAGGCUGUCUCGCUCCUCUCUGCUGUCCCCAGUGCNCCCCAGCUCGGUCGUCUGGACUGCGAGAAGGAGCCUCAGUUGUGCAAUGCAUGGGGUGCCGGUGCCCCCAGCGUCAUCUAUAUGCAGCUUCCUCAACCUCUCCCCGAUCAAACCACUCCUGCUACCACGGUCCACUUUAUCGCCUUGAACCGCACCACCGUUUCCGCUCAAGAUAUCGUUGAGAUUGCCACCGAGAAGGCCUUCAAGCAGCGUACUCCCUACGAGGGCUUCUUCCACCCCUUUGACGGUGUGCUUGCUAAGACUGGCCUUGGUAUUCCUUUCGGUUGGGUCGUCUACGGUUUCUCCGUCAUGCCCAGCUGGGCUUUGAUGAUUGGCAUUUCCUUCUUCUCCAGAACCUUCAUCAAGAGAAUGGGUCCCCAGGGUGGUGCUGCCGCCAGACCCGCCGCCGCUGCCCCUGCCGGUCGCACUCAGUAA